AUGGAAAAUCAACAACAGUCCUACACGACAGCUACAGCAGAAGGUCCUUCAUCACUAGGAAUAAUGGCAGAUACGGUCGACGAGGAACGAUUAGCCGUUCUCCAACAGAUUUAUCAACAAAAGCAAGUCGAACUCUUGUCACAAUAUCAGCAAGCACAAACAGACCUUGCGAUGCAACAUUUUACCUACUUCCAAGCUCUUCAAACAUCUCAGCAACAAAAACAACAGCAGCAGUCUUUGCAAGAUACUAAAGCUCCAGAACAAACAAGUUCCAUAAGCACUGUAGAUAUUUCAGAGGAUGGUGAUACACAAGUAUCUCCUUCUGCUAAAGAUGGCGUGGGGUUGAGAAACAAAAGAUCUUAUUCUGGUAGCGGACAGACAAUUUCUCAGCUAACAAAGGAACGUUUAAAAACGAUGAUUACUAGUAAAAUGAAUCGUAUUCGUUCGGAUAACAGCAAUGUAUCGCAAGCGACAACGUCGACAGUUUGGACGACGUCUGCUACAUCGAGUACUACAAAUUCAGCUUCAUGGUCAGGUUGCAUGGAAGGUCAAACCUCACAGCAGCUGCAUACAGGUUCAGUGCAGACACCGAUUGCAGUCUCAUCACUACAUUUUGAACCGUAUUACAUUCCUUCCACGAUGCAUGCUGUACACGGAACAUUGCAACCAUCGGACUAUCAACUACGUAAAGUAAGUAGUGAACCGAAUUUGAAGAUGCGAAUUCGUGCAAAACUCCUUAAUAAAAGUGCUGGCCCAUUGCAGUCCCAAAGCAGUGCUUUUACAUUCACACAGCGAAACUCUCAAAGUGAUACACCGAUGGAUACUGACCUUUGCGGUAGCACAUCUUCUACUGAUUCGCCUACUACGCUGUUAACGACAUCUCCUCAUUUGAUAAUUCCUUCACCAUCUUUACCGAACCUUGCUUCACCAGCACAGAUACCGAUGGAUAUGUCGGCAUUGCUUGCACAAGUUUUGUAUUCACCAUUUUUGUCGAUGCCAUCACUUAUCGCAAGUAACCAGUUGCAGCCGUCAUUCUCAGUGGUUGAUUCAGGACUUAAUUCAAGUAGCACAUUAAGUGAAGGAGCAGUACGUCAACCCGUGAAGUUUGAUACCCGGAAUCAGAGUACACUGUUAUCACUUAGUGGUUAUCCGUCGCUGCUGAAACAACAAUUACGUGAUUUAGUACUCAGACGAAAAUCUUUGGUUCGUGAAGAGCCGGAAGAUGAGGGUGCUCUUGAAGCACAACUUUUAUUACGUCUGCAAAGUGGAUCAGUAUCGAGUACGCAAUUGAAGACAGGUUUGGUGUAUGAUCCAGCAAUGGCAAGGCAUCAAUGCUUUUGUGGUAAUAACAGGAAUCACGUGGAACACGGUGAACGUGUGCAGUCGAUUUGGUCACGAUUACAAGAAUGUGGUUUGGUUGAGAAAUGUGAACGGGUGUUUGCUCGUAAAGCGCCGUUAGAAAUGUUGAGAACCGUUCAUGCCGCAACAUAUGUUACUUUUUUCGCUGUAUCGCCCACAGCUUGCCUCAAAAUGGAACCUUCACAGUUACCCGUAAAAAGUUUCGUGCAACUUUCUUGUGGUGGUAUCGGGGUAGAUUCAGACACUUAUUUCAACGAUGCUUCAACACAGUUAGCGGCACGCAUUGCUGUUGGUUCUUUAGCUGAACUAGCGCUGCAGGUAGCAGAAUCAAGGCUGCGAAAUGGCUUUGCAUGCAUAAGGCCUCCAGGACAUCAUGCUGAAUAUAAUCAAGCAAUGGGCUUUUGCUUUUUGAAUAAUGUUGCAAUUACCGUUAAAUAUUUGCAACAGCGAUGUGCUGAGCAGUGUUCACGAAUAGCAAUAAUUGAUUGGGAUGUUCAUCACGGCAACGGUACACAGAUUUGCUUUGAAGCUGAUCCUUCGGUACUCUAUUUAUCUCUUCAUCGUCACGAUAAUGGUAACUUUUUUCCGGGUACUGGAGCUGUUACCGAGAUAGGCGUUGGAUCGGGUAAAGGUUAUACGGUGAAUAUACCAUUUUCGGGUGAAAUGAUGGAUGACGCUGAUUAUUUGGCGGCAUGGCGUGUUAUUGUUGCGCCUAUAUUAAAUCAGUUCAAACCGACGUUUAUCAUUGUUUCAGCUGGCUUUGACGCUGCGUAUGGACAUUCUCAGGCUCUUGGAGGAUAUAAUUUAUCGCCUCAAUUAUUUGGCUAUUUUACGCGGCAACUAAUGAAUUACGCUGGUGGACGUGUUGUACUUGCGUUGGAGGGUGGCUACGAUCUUCAAACUAUAUCUGAUUCGGCUGAAGAAUGUGUUAAGGCAUUAUGUGGUGAAAGUCCUGAGACAACCGGAAAAUUGAGCGAUGAAGCUUUGAAUGCAUUUCCCAAACAGAGUGCACAAGAAACAAUACAAAAGGUAAUCGCCAUUCAUAAAAAGCACUGGCCAUCGUUAACAGCGGCACAGGGCAUUGGAAGCAGUGAACUUCAGUGGCAAGCAGUGGCGCAAAAAUUUGCUUCUCUGUCUGUUUGA
Molecule: messenger RNA, 2502 nt
Organism: Acanthocheilonema viteae
Lineage: Eukaryota; Metazoa; Nematoda; Chromadorea; Rhabditida; Onchocercidae
Source: the annotation of a GenBank genome assembly